GCUUCAGUUUACCUAGUCACGCAAAGAUAGACCCUGAAAAUAUCGCAACUUCCUUUUCCGGUUUGUCAAUAGUUAUGAACCAUGAGUGACAACACAGCAACAAUUCGCACCAGAAAAUUUAUGACCAAUCGUCUGCUAUGUCGGAAGCAGAUGGUUGUAGAUUGUCUCCAUCCCGGCAAAGCCACACUGGCUAAAACAGAGGUGCGAGAAAAGCUUGCACGCAUGUACAAAACCACACCUGAUGUCAUCUUCUGCUUCGGCUUCAAAACACAGUUUGGUGGUGGCAAAACCUCGGGCUUCGCCCUGAUAUAUGACAGCUUGGACUUUGCGAAAAAAUUUGAACCAAAAUACAGACUGGCCAGACAUGGAUUACUGGAAAUAAAGAGAACUGGUAGAAAACAGAGAAAAGAAAAGAAAAACAGAAUGAAGAAAGUCCGAGGCACAAAGAAAGCAAAAGUUGGAACUGGCAAGAAGAAGUAAAUUCUUCAGUAAACAUCUGGAAUGUGCACAUGCUGACAUGGACGUCUGUGUGUUUUACAUGUACAUAUUCGUGUCAUAAAGAGAAAAAUCUGAA
Mercenaria mercenaria is the source of this 574-nucleotide messenger RNA. Its product is annotated as 40S ribosomal protein S24-like. The record is from RefSeq and is a predicted model, not a curated record. Lineage: Eukaryota; Metazoa; Mollusca; Bivalvia; Venerida; Veneridae. The coding region runs from base 82 to 480 and encodes 132 amino acids. Gene Ontology annotation, biological process: translation. Gene Ontology annotation, molecular function: structural constituent of ribosome. Gene Ontology annotation, cellular component: ribosome. The transcript has 6 exons.